Molecule: messenger RNA, 1745 nt
Organism: Lucilia sericata (common green bottle fly)
Lineage: Eukaryota; Metazoa; Arthropoda; Insecta; Diptera; Calliphoridae
Product: protein enabled-like
Molecular function (GO): SH3 domain binding
Source: RefSeq, a predicted model, not a curated record
ACAAUCUGGCUGAAUGAUUUCCAAAAAACAAACUAUUGUUAUGCUCCUUUCUUUUAUGUUGAAUCCUACCAUUCAAUCAUAUGCAAAAUAUCAAUAAAUAUCAACUAUCAGUAUCAGCAAUCCCACUAUGUUCUAUCAAAUUCUAAUCCCAAUCUUAAUAUGCAUCAAUAUUCACAACAGCAGACCGGAGUAAUGCCACCAAAUGUUACACAGCCUCCCAUGCCGCCACCGCAUCAAAAUCAAAACGGUGGCGGACCAAUAUAUGUGUCUUCACAGCAACAAUUGGGUCCAGGUAUACCGAAUUCACAGAGCGCCAAUAGUGUGGUGUAUGCCAGUCAAACACAAUUGGGUGGAGGCGGCGGUAUAGUGGGCGCAGGUGGUGGUGGCAUACCCAUGCCACCACAACCACCCCAACCGCCAGCCAUGCCCAAUGGACCACCCGUACCACCAAAUGCUUAUGGUCAAAUGAAUGGCGGUGGUCAGGUACAGCAACAGGAGAAUCCCUAUGGUCAGGUGCCCGCUGCACCACCUAUGAUGCCGCAGCAGAAUAGUGCUCCCGGUGGUAAUGUACCUAUGCCACCACCACUUAAUCGCAUGAGCAGUACUGGUGGUGGUCCAGUUGGUCCUCCCAAUGCUGGCGCACCAGCUCCGCCACCACCACCUACAUUUGGUGGUGCCGCGCCUCAAAUGUUUAAUAAUAAUGCAAAUACUGUCAGUGGUCCAGCAGCACCACCUCCACCACAGCCGCCCGCUCCUCCAGCACCACCUGCCAUGGGUGGAAUGGGUGGUGGCGGCGGAGGACCAGCCGCUCCUCCACCACCGCCACCACCUCCCAUGGGUGAUGGCAGCCAAAAAGAUGAUCCUCAGGCGGAUUUAAUGGGAUCUUUGGCGGCUCAAUUGCAACAGGCAAAAUUGAAAAAGAAGUCCACCCCAGCCCCUACAGAGAAUAGCGGUAGCAGUACUCCAAGUGGUGGUAGCGGUAAUUAUGGCACCAUUGGACGCAGUACUAAUGGCAUGGCCUCUAUGAUGGAUGAAAUGGCCAAAACGUUAGCACGACGACGUGCUCAAGCAGAAAAGAAAGAGCCCGAACCGGAACCCGAAGUUAAACAAAGACCCUGGGAAAAAUCCAAUACUCUGCCACAUAAAUUGGGCAAUUCAAAUUCCAGCAACUCAAAUGCUAACUCAAAUAAUACAUCGAACAGUGGCGGUGAAUCACCCAGACCCAUGCGCAAACGUUUCGGCAGUGCAAGUGAAGAAACGAUACUUAAGGUCAAUGGUGAUGGCUUAUCGGUAGCAUUAUCGGGCAGUGAUUUGGAACAAUUAAAGGCUGAAAUUGUGAGAGAAAUGAAACAAGAAAUACAAAAAGUUAAACAAGAAAUCAUAGAUGCUAUCAAAUCUGAAUUUAACAGAAGAUAAAAUAAUUAUCUUUAGGUAAAUAAUUUUGGAUCUGAUUAUUAAAUAAAUAAUGUAUUUUAUACAUAAUAUAUAAUAAAAACAACAAAAAACCCCCAUUAUAUUAUAUACAUUUAACAUAAAAUGCAUAGAAUACACAAAACAUAAGAAGAGCGACAGAAGGAGAGCAAACAGCAACAAACUGCUAAAAACAAUUUUUUUACCCUAAAAAAAAACUUAAAAACAAGAAGAAAAAAACAUUAAAAACAUGUUUUUUUUAUAUAAAUAUACAUUUAAUAUAACAAUUAUUAAUAAAUAUAAUAAAAAUAUGUUUUUUUUUUUAUAUAUAUGUA